CAUUCGUGUGUCAUUUUUGUUGAUUGUCAAAAAACGUCAAAACUAAUAAAUCGUGAAAAAGGUUUUUGGUGUUAACAUACAUGUUAACAAAUUCUUAUUUUGCCUCACAAAAUAUAAGUCACAUAAGCUCGCCUGUUAAUAAUUUGUGCAACUCAAUCACUCGUCAUAAGCAAAGUGGGUGUGCUUAAUUACAAUAAAAUUCUUUUGCUUUUGAAAUGACUAAUUUGCAUUUAAAAUGAACUCGAAUAAGUUGAGCCCUACAAGAAACUUUUCAGGCAAUUUUGUUGAUAACAACGAUGAGCCAUACCCAAGUUUAUCAGAUUACCACGACUAUGAACCUAAUCUGGAGUUCGACGACAGCGAACUUCACCAAAGCCCGGACGCCGUGGCCCAAACCGCUGAAUUAAUCCAAAUGGAGUCGAAUGGAAUAAAUUCGCCAAUCGCGGACUUCACCGACGACAACUUCGAGGAGGAACUAGCCGACCCCAGCGAAGAAAAUCUAGAUGGCUUGAUGUAUUCACCUUCCUAUCCAGUGGUUGAUGAUUCCCCAACAAGUAAGUUCGCCAACAUUGACAAUUACAAGAUAGUUGACGUGAAGGGAGAUGAUUCGCUCGGACGAAAAAUCAUCGUUGUGUACGCCCAUCGACUGCCUCCCAGCGCCGAGAUCAAUCACGUAUUAUUUUUGAAUUAUUUAACCCACACUUUAGACCAGUAUGUAGAGCAGGAUUAUAGUUUAGUGUACUUUCAUUAUGGCCUCUCGAGCAAGAAUAAGCCGUCGCUGCGGUGGCUUGUUCAGGCUUACAAAGCGUUUGAUAGGAAAUAUAAGAAAAACUUAAAAGCUUUGUUCUUAGUCCAUCCUACUAGUUUUCUGAAAAUUGUGUCACAGAUUUUCAGACCUUUGAUUAGUGCUAAAUUUGGGAAGAAAUUGAACUACAUUCAUACUUUGAAGGAGUUGAAUGAGCACAUAUCUUUGGAGAAACUCGACAUCCCAAAUGACGUGAUUGAACAUGACAAGAAGCUUGGGGGCACUGUAACUCCUACUUCAGAUACCACUUUCCAGCCUAGUUCUCCUUUACAACAAUUCGGCGUUCCUCUUCAGUUUAUAAAAGACAAUUAUAAUGGUCCAAUACCUCCAGUGGUUAAACAGUGUGUUGAAUAUUUAGAUCAACCUGACGCUUUAGAGACUGAAGGUAUAUUUAGAAGAUCGGCCAACACACUAAAAAUUAAACAGUUGAAAGAGGUAGCGAAUCAAGGCGAACUUUUAACUUUCGCUAGUGCGCACGAAGCCGCAGUUUUACUUAAAACUUUUCUUCGGGAGUUGAAGGAGCCCCUCUUGACGCACGAGCUCUAUGACGAAAUUAUGCAGUUUCAUACGUGGGAUAAAGACCAACGGUUAAGACAAGUUUCGAUAUUGGUUAUGGAGAAGCUUCCAGUGGACAACUAUCAGAUACUAAAGUACAUUAUAAGCUUUCUGUCAAGGGUGAUGGAAAGGGCCGACCUGAAUAAGAUGAACGCACAAAACUUAGCUGUGGUUUUUGGCCCUAAUCUGGUGUGGUCUGAAAAUGAAACGAUGUCUCUUGUUUCUAUAGGACCUAUAAACAUGUUUACCAAGUUUCUCUUGGAACAUUAUAAUGAGAUAUUCAUGAUUUAAAAUGCUUUAAGAUAUCGAUUCUGUGAUUGUUAAUGCAUUUUUUUAUUUUGAGUACAAAAGUACCUUAAUUUAUGAUUCUACAUUUGGUAAUCGACCACUUAACACAAUAACAGGGUUUUGUAUUUAGUAUUCAACCAUAAAAUGUAGAAUUUUGGUUAUUUUACAAUUAAACUUGUUGUCAUAUAAAUAAUGAUGUUAAAAAAAUAGUUUGCCUGGAUAUAUCAUGUUAGAAAAAAAUGUGAGAUUUUAAAGUAUCGAUUUGUGUUGCUUACAUUGACAUAUGUCAGAACAUAAGACUUAUAGAAAUGUAGUUAUGUAACUAUAAGAAAAGCAGUAACAAAUGUAGUAAUUUUGUAAAUUAUAUUAUCGGUACACAACCUUUACUGAAAAAGAGUCAAAUAUUUUAUACAAAUGUACUUGUUAAAUCUUAUUCUCUAAAGAUGGUGUACCAAGUUUUAUAUAUUGAGGAAGAAAAUAGUCAAAAUGCCAAAGAGUUAUCUUAAACCCGUGGUUUCUAAAUUUAGUCUACAUUUGUUAACAUAUUCCGUAUGCCAACUUCACAACUUACAAAAUUAUUUCGAGUCCAGAUAGUACUUCUAAAUCUACCUCCGGUAUUAUUUCAUUACUAACCAUUCCAUUAAAGUGUAUUAAUUUUAUUUUUUUAAUGUAACAUGUCUUAUAAUCUCACCAAUAAAAUAUAAUACAAAACUGUUACAGCCUA
Molecule: messenger RNA, 2372 nt
Organism: Zophobas morio
Lineage: Eukaryota; Metazoa; Arthropoda; Insecta; Coleoptera; Tenebrionidae
Product: rho GTPase-activating protein 1-like
Exons: 8
Coding region: 236-1651 (471 amino acids)
Biological process (GO): small GTPase-mediated signal transduction; negative regulation of endocytic recycling
Cellular component (GO): cytoplasm
Molecular function (GO): GTPase activator activity
Source: RefSeq, a predicted model, not a curated record